This is a messenger RNA of Aspergillus udagawae, 774 nucleotides long. Its product is annotated as PIG-L family deacetylase. Gene Ontology annotation, biological process: GPI anchor biosynthetic process. Gene Ontology annotation, molecular function: N-acetylglucosaminylphosphatidylinositol deacetylase activity. The record is from RefSeq and is a predicted model, not a curated record. The transcript has a single exon. Lineage: Eukaryota; Fungi; Ascomycota; Eurotiomycetes; Eurotiales; Aspergillaceae. Gene Ontology annotation, cellular component: endoplasmic reticulum. Bases 1 to 774 code for a protein of 257 amino acids.
AUGACCUUGAACAUUGUCGCUCAUCCGGAUGAUGAUCUUCUCUUCCAGAACCCAGAUAUCCUUCAUGAUAUUGACGCCGACCGACAGGUUUACACUGUAUACCUGACCGCUGGUGACGCGGGUCAGGAUUCUGAGUACUGGACUGGCCGACAAGAGGGCAUCAUGGAAGCGUACGCCACAAUGGCGGGCAUGCCAAAUACCUGGGAUGCUGUUGCCCUUAGCGUCGGGGGUAAGGAUAUCCUGCGCUACACUCUACGUGAUCGCGAUAUCUCCCUAGUAUUCAUGCACUUGCCUGAUGGGAACUCGGGCGGCGACGGCUUUGAUAGUACUGGCCACGAAACCCUUGAGAAGCUUUGGAGAAACAGCAUCCCCUCAAUAAGGACAGUGGACGAUGAAUCUGAUAUUAGGUACACAAGUGACGACCUUAUCGAAACCUUGAGACAGUUGAUUGACCAGCUCCAACCUGAUUCAAUCAACUCUCUGGACUUCAUCAACCCAUAUGGCUCGGGCGACCAUAGUGACCAUACCUCCACUGGUCUCUUCGCGAACGAAGCGGCCAAGCUAUCCAGCUUCCCAGGCGAUGUUGAAGCCUAUAUAGGAUACCCAAUCCAAUACUUGGUCGCCAAUGUUACCGGCGAUGACUUGGACAGAAAAAGGGCGGCGUUCUAUACAUAUGGAAAAAAUGAUAUUCAUGCAUGCACGUCAGAAGUGGCGUGUGCUCCGCUUGAUUAUCCAAAGUUCCUGCCUAGGCAGUACGUUGCAAAUAAUAUGUAG